Messenger RNA from Megalobrama amblycephala (Wuchang bream), 3375 nucleotides. It is a transcript of the gene ebf3b, whose product is annotated as EBF transcription factor 3b. NCBI's taxonomy places the organism in Eukaryota, Metazoa, Chordata, Actinopteri, Cypriniformes, Xenocyprididae. Gene Ontology annotation, biological process: regulation of transcription by RNA polymerase II. The record is from RefSeq and is a predicted model, not a curated record. Gene Ontology annotation, molecular function: RNA polymerase II cis-regulatory region sequence-specific DNA binding; DNA-binding transcription factor activity, RNA polymerase II-specific.
CUUCAAAUUCAUUUAAAAAAAUACUUUCAUAUAUUUUGCACCAAUCCAAAUACAAUACUUCAUUUAUUACUUCUCAGUAUUCAGUGAGCUUUUAUGUUUUACUAAUUGGUGGAAUAAGCAAACAUUUUCAGGUACAGCAAGAAAAAUACAUACUUUUUACAAAAAAAAAGUUUCACUUGCUGCCAAUUCUCCUCCAGAAUCAUCUCGUAUUUGUACUGGCGUUUCUGGGACAGCAGGUGGCGGUAGUUUUCCUUAGACUUCCAGUUUUCUUAAUUCUAGGUUGGAGUUGACCGUUUAUUCUUUGAAAGAAAGAACCAACUUUCUAUAAAAUGUACCAAACUAACAUAAUUAAUUCAAACAAUCAAUAAGUCAGUGACAAUUGUAUAAUUAUUGUCAAGUUGCAACAAUCUGUUUCAUUAUAGGUUAACUGUGUUUUGUUCCUUCAGAAAGAACUGAAGUAGCCUAGGCUACUCCAAAUAACUGUACAUAUUCAGUAUAACAGUGCAAUCUCAAACAUAGAAUUAAACGUGACUAAAGAAGAAAUUCUGCUUAAUGAUAAACGAACACAACUAAUUGUCAAAUGACAUAUUUGACCCUGGACCACAAAACUAGUAAUUAGAGUCAUUUUCUUAACAUUGAGAGUUAUACAUCAUCUGAAAGCUGAAUAAAUAAACUUUCCAUUGAUGUGUGGAAAUUUAACCCUUGAUUAAAUUGUUUUUAUAUUAAAUAUUUUGGAAUAUUAUGUUGAACCUAUUUCUAUUUCCACUCAAGUCUUGCUUUUCUCUUUUUAUGCUUUCCUUUUCACAUAGUCCUAUUUUAUUUUAUUUAACCAAAGAUUACCUUGUGCACACAUGAUCUCAUUAGUGAAUUAGUUUUGGAGGGAGAAAAAAAGAGUAAUAAUAAAAUUGAGGACUUGCCUUUCAAAUGUUUUCCAAGAAACGUGCCUUUAUGCAUUUAUUUCGCACAUACAAAAUGACGACUUCAGCAUUACAUUUUGAGAAUAGGCUAUGUGAGUUAUGGAUUAUUUCAUUACAUAUUUAGUAGCCUAUUUAAUACAAACAAAAAGUCACAAGUCAUACAUUAUAGGCUAUAGGCCUAUAUAGACACCACAGAAAAUGAAACUGUAAAAUGAACGAUUUUAAAUGUGAUAAAUAACUUUAAUGGUUAUAAUUAUAAUGUAAAGCGAUUAAUAAACCGUCGAAACAUUUUGUCAAAGAGUUAAGACAUUUUAUUAGGCCAAAACAAGAAAUGAUCCGUGGUCAUUAGUAGAGUAAAGAAUGAAAGAAUUUGAUCUCAGACAUGUUUAAAAUGUUUAGUAAGACAUUUUAUUAAAAAAAAAAAUAAACUUUUUAAAUGGCAAGCAGGUCAUCAGCAGCAGGUGAAGAAUGAAAGAACUCCACAGAUGCAGCGCGCGGUUUCCAACUUUCAAAGUUCUUCGCAGCGAGACGGUUUAAGUCCCUGUGCGUCACAGCCACGCCCAUACAACACAUUAUUACACCUAACCAACCCAUAUUCUCAUGCGGUUUGUCUACAAACUGCAGUCCUGCGGGAGAAGGAACUUUGCUGUCAGCUGCUCUCUUGCAUCCCUGUGGACUGAGAGGCAGCGCGCGGUCAAUGAAGCAGGAGGUCAGGUCUGCUCAGGGCUCAGCUCGCCUCGGGCUGCAGUUGGCUGGACGGGCAGAGGAUAACCUUUCUGCUCAGAGAGGUGUUGGUCUUGCCCGAGCGCACUUUGAGAAACAGCCGCCCGCCAAUCUGCGCAAGUCAAACUUCUUUCACUUUGUGUUGGCUUUAUAUGACAGUCAAGGUCAGUCUGUGGAGACUGAGCACACUGCAUUUGUAGACUUUGUUGAAAAAGAGAAGGAGCCAGUAAGUGAAAAAACAAACAAUGGAAUCCAUUACAAACUCCACUUACUGUACAACAAUGGUUUCAGAACAGAGCAAGAUCUGUACAUCCGUUUGAUAGACUCUGUGACCAAACAGGCAAUUGUGUUUGAAGGUCAAGAUAAAAACCCUGAAAUGUGUCGUGUUCUUCUCACUCAUGAGACAAUGUGCAGCCGAUGUUGUGGUAAGAAAAGUUGUGGAAACAGGAACGAAACACCAUCAGACCCCGUCAUUAUUGACAGGUUCUUCCUAAAAUUUUUCCUCAAAUGUAAUCAAAAUUGCCUGAAGAACGCUGGGAACCCACGAGACACACGUCGUUUCCAGGUGCUGGUCUCUACCACAGCCUCCGUUAAGGGCCAUGUUCUAGCCAUUUCUGAUAACAUAUUUGUCCAUAACAAUUCUAAGCAUGGCAGAAGAGCAAGACGAUUUGAGUUAAUUGAAGCUGAGAUCCCCUGCAUUAAGGCCAUCAGUCCGAGUGAAGGUUGGACAUCAGGUGGAGCCUCAGUGAUUAUUAUUGGAGAUCAGUUCUUUGAUGGUCUACAGGUGGUUUUCGGAACAAUGCUGGUCUGGAGUGAGUUGAUCACACCACAUGCGAUUCGUGUGCAGACUCCACCUCGUCACAUUCCUGGUGUUGUGGAAGUAACUCUGUCCUACAAAUCCAAACAGUUCUGCAGGGGACCUCCAGGACGUUUUAUUUACACUGCUUUAAAUGAACCAACCAUUGACUAUGGGUUCCAGCGGCUGCAGAAGGUCAUUCCUCAUCAUCCUGGUGAUGUGGAAAGACUUCCAAAAGAGGUCUUACUGAAGAGAGCAGCUGAUCUCAUAGAGACGUUUUAUGGAAUGCCUCACAACAACCAGGAGGUGAUUCUGAAGCAUGCAUCGGACAUAGCAGAGGCACUCCAUGGGAGCCCACGAAACCCAUCCCACACAAAUUCACAUGGGAUUAUCGGUGUAAACUCCUUUGAUGGACAGUUAACUGCAAACACAGAGGUCUCACAGGAUGUAGAACGAGUGGGAUUCAGUCGGAGUUCAAACACUGGCUUCGUUUCAGGCUGCACAUCCCAACAGUCUGAUUUCAAUAUCAACACAUGCGUGAACGGACACGCACAUUUGCACCCACACUCCAACAUGCCAAGGCACACACACUCAAACACACACCCGUCUAUGGCCGGGCAAACACAAACACACGGACGCCCCUCUGUGCCAAAUUUCUCCAUGGCUGCCACACAAGCAUUCUUAGACAGUCCCACAGAGGACACACAACACUACAUCGUGAAGCAAAAAAGUGCUUUUGCUCCAGUUCUGAAGCUGCAGUCCUCAACAGCACAAGUUUCAAGUCUUCCCAUUUGCACGCCUUGCAUGGACUAGUGACACCUGUCGCACUUUCACAUGGACAAACUCAGAAGUGAAGGAAUCUCUUUGUGGUCAGGGAACAGCCAAUUUUGCAUUUUGAAUGUUUUUUCAGUGCAAGCAAUAUAAAAACAAGAAACUAUA